Microcebus murinus (gray mouse lemur) is the source of this 2087-nucleotide messenger RNA. It is a transcript of the gene CDC42EP1, whose product is annotated as CDC42 effector protein 1. Lineage: Eukaryota; Metazoa; Chordata; Mammalia; Primates; Cheirogaleidae. Gene Ontology annotation, cellular component: cytoplasm; cytoskeleton; plasma membrane. Gene Ontology annotation, molecular function: small GTPase binding. Gene Ontology annotation, biological process: regulation of cell shape; Rho protein signal transduction; positive regulation of pseudopodium assembly. The record is from RefSeq and is a predicted model, not a curated record.
GGCCCGCGCCGGGACGCUCAAGUUUUCGGGUUGUUUUGUCACGUUCCUGGCGGGCGGAGGGGACAGAGAAUUGGAGGUGGCGAGCGCUAAAGCGUACUGCGGGGAGAGGGGCGAGCGGAGGGCCGUCUACGCUGCUUCCUGCGCCGGGUCUCCACAUUGGGUAGGAGAGGAGCCAGCCACCUUGGAGGCACAUCUCCUGCCUCCUCUGCUCGUGGAUAGAACAUCUGCAGCUGCUUCCACAGGGCUGGGAGCCGGGCCUUAAGCAGAGACAAGCAUGGACACUCAGGCCCAGCACUCGGGGGCAGCACCUUAGGAGAGCCUCCGUCCACCGCCUUCUACGUGGGGCAGAAGGAGCUGAGAAGUGGGCCCCGAGCCCAGCCCCCUCCAUCCCUGGCCCCUGGUGGGCAUGGACCAGCAGUAGUGAGCAGCCAGAGCUGAUGCCCGGCCCCCAGGGGGCCGGAGGAGCCCCCACCAUGAGCCUGGGCAAGCUCUCGCCCGUGGGCUGGGUGUCCAGUUCGCAGGGAAAGAGGCGGCUGACUGCAGACAUGAUCAGCCCCCCACUGGGGGACUUCCGCCACACCAUGCACGUAGGCCGUGGCGGGGACGUCUUCGGUGACACCUCCUUCCUCAGCAACCAUGGUGGCAGCUCCAGGGGCACCCAUCGCUCACCCCGAGGCUUCCUGGCCAAGAAGCUACAGCAGGUGCGGAGGGUGGGCAUGCCAUCCCGGCGGAUGGCUUCUCCGCCCACGCCUUCGCCAGCUCCGCCCGCCAUCUCCCCCAUCAUCAAGAACGCCAUCUCCCUGCCCCAGCUCAACCAGGCCGCCUAUGACAGCCUCCUGGUGGGCAAGCUCAGCUUCGAUGGCAGCCCCGCCAGCUCCGUGGACGGCCGCUCAGCUUAUGGCCUGGACUCUGGGUUCUGCACCAUCUCCCGCCUGCCCCGCUCGGAAAAGCCUCGCGAUGGGGACCGCGAUAGCUCUUUCCCGACGGAGCCCGAGCUGCGCCGCUCCGACUCGCUCUUGUCCUUCCGCCUGGACCUGGACCUGGGGCCUUCUCUCCUCAGCGAGCUGCUAGGGGUCAUGAGCCUCUCAGAAGCCGCCGCAACAGAGACCCCCGCCCCUGCCGCAAACUCCCCAGCCCCUGCCACAAGCCCCCCACCUCGUGGACGCCGUCCCAACGGGGUGACUGCUGGGCUGGGCCCCGUGGCUGAGGUGAGGGCCAGCCCUGUGGCGGAGGGUCCCCGAGCAGCCGCUGACCAGGCCGACGGCAGGCACCGGGGGGCGGGCUGGGGGGGCAGCCGCCCCUACACCGAGGUGGACGCCUGGCAUGAGCUGGCGGGAGCACUGCCCCAGGCUCGGGCCUCCUGGCAGAGUCUGGAUGAAGAGUGGGCGCCCCGGGCGGGCGGCAGGGCCCCCGUGCCCAGCACAGUACAAGCAAACACCUUCGAGUUUGCUGACGCUGAGGAGGACGACGAGGUCAAGGUGUGAGUGGCUGGGGCCUGGGCUCAGGAACCCGCCCGCCGUGGGGCACCUCUCUGGAGGAGCCCAGGUGCAGAGCCAGCCCCUCCUCGCCUAGCAGAGCUGGGUCCCGCCAGACCAGGGAGGGGAGAAGCCAAGUGACCCACAAGCCCCUCCCCGUCUCUGCAGGACAGACAUGGAGGGAGGACCGGGAAGGCUGGGCUUGCUCAGGGCUCCCGGGGGCCCUGCCACUCUGCACCCAGUAGCCAUUCCUUAGGCCCCACCCCACGCCACCCCCACUGGCCGGAGGGCCCAGCCUCACAGUGCUGCCUUUGUGCCCCACGAAGCUGCCCUUGGGUGGGGGGUAGGGAGUGUGCCACACAGGGCCAUUGUCUCGCCUCCAGAGGGACCGCCUGCCCCCAGCAGCUCCUAAUGGAGGUCCCCACUCUACCCCCAGGAGCCCUGUCCCAGGCUGCUUCCCCCACAUCCACUCUGCCAGCCUCACACCUGUCCAGAGCCCUGCGGGAAGGUCAGGUGUCACCUCACAGGGAGGAUCCCAUCUUCCCAGACACCCCAGACCUGCUUUCUGGGACGUGAUUAAAAAAGGCUUUUUUAAUAAAAGGUGUCCUGCAA